This is a messenger RNA of Pseudogymnoascus verrucosus, 2456 nucleotides long. RefSeq lists its product as uncharacterized. NCBI's taxonomy places the organism in Eukaryota, Fungi, Ascomycota, Leotiomycetes, Thelebolales, Thelebolaceae. The record is from RefSeq and is a predicted model, not a curated record. Bases 293 to 1969 code for a protein of 558 amino acids. The transcript has 4 exons.
AAGAGAACCGAUUCCUUCAUCCAUUCUUGCAAAUCUCGCACUUUCGAGAAGGAUAUUUGAGCAAGUGGCCGCACUGGUGGUGAGGCAAGUGCAAUCCGGAGGACCGAUUGUGGUCAAGGCAGCUAUAUAAUGAGCUCUACUCAACUUGGGGGCUUUGCUUUACUCUUAUCUUUUCAAUGUGAACUUCUGAAGAGUUCAAAAAAUCUAUUUGACAUUCAUUCCUAUCCAGUCGACGAUAUUUGGACGGUCUGGUCACUCCAUACCUUCUCAACUCCCUACGACUACCACCAAAAUGCCGUCUUCCCAGGAAUGCUCUGAGGAUGCCCUGCCUGCGCCAGCGGCAGACUCAGAACAACAUGAGCAUGAUGCUACCGUUCAAGACGCCGACCCUGUAGGCUCCGUGGCUGAAUUCACACAUAUUCCAGCGAUGUUUGAGUCAUUGGAUGAUGAGCUGCUAGCGGGAGAAAGUGAAAUCACAACUGCCAAGCACGAGCCAUCCGACGAUCAGUUUCCCGUUCAGGCAUAUCCCACGCCUGAGUUGGACCCUGUCGCAGUGGAAAAUGCCCGCUUGGAAUAUGAAAAGUACAUGGAAGAGAUCAAGGACAAGCCCGCGCCUACUCCUCGCAUUGAGCGCGUCAAUGAGCCAGACCACUUUAUUGGCAAAGGUGUGGUCACCGGCGUCAGCUAUCACCUCAAUAAGACCCCCCGAGAGACUCUCCCCCGGCAACCCAGAAAUGGACAACGUCACAAUUCAUGCGUUCCCGACUACAAUGCCAACAAAACCAUUUGGGAAACACGAGAGGAGCGAUUAAAUGCUAUUGAUCAUCAAAAUGCCAUUCUCAAUCCUCGCGGCAGACUCUCGGAAUAUUUCGUUUGGGGGAUUGCAUACAACCCACCAGAUGAACUGUCCCAGGGACACAGAGCUGUCCACAUCGGCGUUCCGAUCGGAACUACGCUGAAGAGCAUUCUUGACAACAUCAACACGGGACCGAUUUACUCGGCGACUCUUUGUAACACAGUUGCAAUCACGGGAGGAUUGACUGCGUUUAUCAUUUUCGUUGAAGAAUCCGGAGCCAGUCUGUUGAAAUCCAAUUUAGCCAUGGAAUCUCUCAAGCCAGUGCACAUCACUUCUUAUCCAACAUGGCCAAUCAGCCCCACCAUGCUAAAGCAAAUCAGACAGGGCUGGACGCGCUGUCUAUCAAUCAGAGGUCUUCCAUCAGCAUUCUCUACAGGGGAUGUUUUUGAUAUGAUAGUUCAGCCCGGAUACAGCCAAGUGAAAGAAUUGCUUGAAGUCCAGCGCGACGCCCAGGAAUACUUCUUCGUGGAGUUUUCGUCCAUCACUGCGGCAGACAAAGUAUACAGAUUGAUGAGCGCACACUACAGAGGCAGCGAUGUAGCCGUCAGCUUUGGGGCUGAUCCAUGCUCCGUUCCUUUCCCCGUGACAUUCGGUGCCACACCGGACGAUUCUCCCGCAACUCUUACGCCGGCAUCUUCAUUUGGAAGCGAAGGCAGCGAUUCCACUGAUGAUAAGGCGGCUCUUAUUGCCAAAUACGGCCUACCUCCAAAGCUUCGUCUUCCGAGGGCCUUGCCUGAAGCCCAGAAGCAGAGCAUGAUGGCUGCGUCAAAUAUUUCUCAUUUCGCAAACAAUACACAACUUUUCAACUCCGUUGGUAAAGAAAAUGCGCAGGAUGCAUCCAGUACCAGAGUUGACGCCCAACAAUACAUGGCAGCUGCGGCAUUGAUACAGAUUCAUAGGGAAGAUGCCUCUCUCGCUGCUCAACAAACCAAGGCAGAUCCCGAGGCUGGCAGAGAUUUCUCGGAUCUUGUCCCAACUUUUGAAUACCAUGGAAGUGGGACUGGGUUCAAUUGGGCCGAUGAGAUGAUCGAGGAGGCUGCCGGGGAAGAAUAUGGAAACCCUUCGGCCCUCGAUAUCCUAGCGCAACAGGCUCUAGGUGCAAAAGUAUAUUGAAGUCUGCCAAGUCUGAGGGAGCGAUCAGUACAUUUCUCGGCUUAGGACGCCAAGAAUUCGCAAUGACAAUCUGGUAGCUGGUCUCGGCAAGGCGUUAGGAGUAUUUCGACGGAUGUGGCUGUUUUGAUGGGACUGCAAGUGCUUGCCAUGGAACUCGGAAACUAUUCAGGAGCAGAUUCUGGAAGCUACAUGAAAAUGGUUCAAACGACAUAGUUACAUAGUUGCAUACUGCUCCUUCCUAGGUUCAACAGAGCUUAUUCUACUCUGAGCGGGACCAUCGUGGCAAUCAGCUUGGAUUUUUAUUCAUGGAAGUUCCUACAAGGGGAGUUAUUUAUGGUGGUUGAGUAGUUAGCAAGGGUUUGGAGACAAAUUAUAAGAUCUACGAAAUUGAUGGGCGACAGUGGGAGAAUGGAUAACGGAGAUUGUAUCAUUAGACAGGACGCAACCAGACUUUCUUUUAUGCAAUGCAAUUGACCUAACUUUUGGC